This is a messenger RNA of Schistosoma mattheei, 234 nucleotides long. The record is from the annotation of a GenBank genome assembly. Lineage: Eukaryota; Metazoa; Platyhelminthes; Trematoda; Strigeidida; Schistosomatidae.
AUGUCAUGGAGGACGGCAACAGCAACUGAGCUAUAUCGAGAAAUGAAAAUGCGAAAAAUUGACCUGAGCGGUGGUCAAACUCAAGGUCGGUUCUUUAGCCAUAUUUGUAUUGAAAGUACCAGUUAUCAGUCUGAAGAAGGAACGGCUUUUCCCUUCAUCGAACUUCACACUAUUGCAUCAGCAUUGUUUCGGCUUAAGAAUGUUUAUAACUGUGAUAAAAGGUUUCUAGUUUAA